This is a messenger RNA of Selaginella moellendorffii, 1155 nucleotides long. RefSeq names its product protein ANTHESIS POMOTING FACTOR 1. The record is from RefSeq and is a predicted model, not a curated record. Gene Ontology annotation, molecular function: protein binding; chromatin binding. The coding region runs from base 57 to 998 and encodes 313 amino acids. Lineage: Eukaryota; Viridiplantae; Streptophyta; Lycopodiopsida; Selaginellales; Selaginellaceae. Gene Ontology annotation, cellular component: Set1C/COMPASS complex. The transcript has 10 exons.
GCACUAGUGGUAGGGCAAAUUCGCAGUGGCGCCAUAGCCGCGAUUUCUCGGGGGCGAUGGAAAUCGCGGAGGAUGUCGUCAAGAACAUGUCUGUGGGCGCGGUCUUCAAGGAUUGUGGGGGGAAGAUCAGCUCCUUGGAUUUUCAUCGCACGGAGGAUCUCAUGGUGACUGCCGCGGAGGACGCGUCCAUUCGGCUCUAUGAUACUGCCAGUGCGACGCCCAUGAAGACUCUCUACAGUGCAAGAUAUGGCGUGGAUCACAUAUGUUUCACGCAUCACACCAAUGCUGUGAUUUUUUCCUCCAGCAAUGGAAGUGAUGAGUCCUUGCGGUAUCUAUCGUUGUAUGAUAAUAGAUUUCUACGAUAUUUCAGAGGACACACUCAAAGGGUUGUAUCACUAUGUAUGUCUCCAAAGAACGAUUCUUUCAUGUCUGGGUCAUUGGAUCACACUGUCCGGUUGUGGGAUCUUCGCAGCAAUGUUUGCCAAGGUCUUCUUAGAGUCCGGGGAAGACCGUCUGUGGCGUAUGAUCAACAAGGCCUGGUAUUUGCUGUUGCCAUGGAAGGCGGAGCAAUCAAGCUGUUUGACGUAAGGUCUUUCGACAAGGGACCUUUUGACACUUUUCUCGUGGGUGGUGAUACCGCGGAAGUCGCUGGCAUGAAGUUUAGCAACGAUGGCAAAAUGAUGCUUCUCUCCACAACAAACAGCCGGGUGUAUUUGCUUGAUGCCUACUCUGGAAAGAAGAUGCAUGGAUUCACGCUCAAGCCCAGUCGAAACGGAGAAACGUUGGAAGCAUCGUUCAGUCCAGACGGUCGCUAUGUUAUCUCAGGCUCCGGGGAUGGAAGUUUGAGAAUAUGGAGCUCCUUAAGCGGUGCAGAGGUAGCGUGCUGGACGAACAACGCUGGAAUUCCUGCCGUGGUGAAAUGGGCUCCGCGAAGGCUCAUGUUUGCGACUGCCUCAUAUGUUUUAGCGUUUUGGAUACCCGACGUGUCCAAAUUGUGAAAGGAUGUUGGUCAGGCAUGUUAAUCAAAGAGAGGUUGUAGUCUUAUUAGUCGUAGACAGGAAAGGUGGUGAAGAACGUAACCGGAAGAAAGUAUCCAGUUUGUCAAGAGUACCCAAGCAUGUAGUAAAGCACGACGAAUAUGGUUUGUAGAAUGCU